Messenger RNA from Fusarium pseudograminearum CS3096, 168 nucleotides. RefSeq lists its product as uncharacterized. Lineage: Eukaryota; Fungi; Ascomycota; Sordariomycetes; Hypocreales; Nectriaceae. The record is from RefSeq and is a predicted model, not a curated record. The coding region runs from base 1 to 168 and encodes 55 amino acids. The transcript is spliced from 2 exons.
AUGACCAGACCAGCUGAGCACGCACCAGCUAUAGCAGAGUGGAUUAUGUAUUGCAGUAGUGGUGGUGACGGGUACAGUGGUCGUCAAAAGCCUGACGUCCCUGGACGAGCCUCACGGUCACGGACGGGCCUUGAGGAACGGACCGUCAGCGAUGGGACUGGGAUCUGA